AUGGAGGAGCCCCUGGCGUGGGAGACCGACUGCAUGCUUCCUGUGGAGAGGCAGCUCCAUGAAGCCGCCCGGCGGAACAACAUCAGGAGGAUGAAGGAACUGAUGGAGAGGAGAGUCAACGUCAGGGCCAGAAACCACGUAGGCAGGGUGGCCCUGCACUGGGCUGCGGGUGCCGGGCACGAGCCAGCUGUGCGGCUGCUCCUGGAGCACAAGGCUGCUGUGGACAAUGAGGAUGCGGUAUGGGACCCUCAUGCAGGCGCCCCUGUGCCUGUGUGCUUUGGGAUGAAUGCGCUUCUCCUGUCUGCCUGGUUUGGCCACUUACAGAUCCUCCAGAUCCUGGUCAACUCUGGGGCCAAGAUCCACUGUGAGAACAAGGACGGCCUGACCUUACUACACUGUGCAGCCCAAAAAGGCCACGUGCCGGUGCUGGCGUUCAUAAUGGAGGACCUGGAGGACGUGCCCUUGGACCAUGCUGACAAACUGGGAAGGACGGCGUUCCACCGGGCGGCCGAGCACGGGCAGCUGGAUGCUCUGGACUUCCUUGUGGGCUCUGGCUGUGACCACAGUGUGAAAGACAAGGAGGGGAACACGGCCCUUCACCUGGCUGCCAGCCGGGGCCACCUGGCUGUGCUGCAGCGGCUUGUGGACAUCAGGCUGGACCUGGAGGAGCAGAACGCGGAAGGUCUGACCGCCCUGCACGCGGCGGCUGAAGGCGUCCACCCCGACUGUGUACAGCUGCUCCUUGAGGCUGGGAGCUGUGUGAAUGCCCUCACCCAGAAAAAACAGAGCUGUCUCCACUACGCAGUCCUCGGUGGCUCUGAGGACAUGACCCGGACCCUCAUCCACGCAGGAGGCCACACCAACAUGGCUGAUCAUCAGGGCAUCUCUCCUCUGCACCUAGCUGUGAAACACAACUUCCCUGCCUUGGUCCAGCUUCUCCUCGAUGCCGGUAGUGACCUGGAUGCCACAGACAACAGGCAGCAGACACCCCUCCACCUUGCGGCUGAGCACGCCAGGCAGGACAUAGCGGAGAUGCUCCUCAUCGCGGGGGUUAACUUGAACCUGAGAGAUAAGCAAGGGAAAACCGCCCUGGCAGUGGCCGCUCACAGUAACCACGUCAACCUGGUGGACAUGAUCGUAAAGGCUGAUCGCCUCUACACGUGGGAGAAGGAUCACCCCGUGCGCAAGGACCCCAAGGAUCCCUAUGGGAAGAACUUGACCUUUAAACAGGACCAUCGGUUGGGUACUUGGGAAAGGCAGCAAUUCCACUCUGUGCUGUGGCGACUGGCCUCCAGGGACCUGCGGCCUCACGAGUGGAAGAAGUUGGCAUAUUGCUGGGAGUUCACUGAGGUCCACGCCAUCGAGCAGCAGUGGACAGGCACCAAGAGCUACCAGGAACACGGCCACCGGAUGCUACUCAUCUGGCUGCAUGGCGUGGCCACCACCGGUGAGAACCCUGGCAAAGCGCUGUUUGAAGGCCUCGUGGCCAUUGGCAGGAGGAACCUGGCUGAAAGCAUCAGAAAGAAAGCAAAUGCUGACCUGGGGGCCCCCAGCAGGUGCACGGCCAUGUAA
Molecule: messenger RNA, 1572 nt
Organism: Enhydra lutris kenyoni (northern sea otter)
Lineage: Eukaryota; Metazoa; Chordata; Mammalia; Carnivora; Mustelidae
Product: ankyrin repeat and death domain containing 1A
Biological process (GO): signal transduction
Molecular function (GO): protein binding
Source: RefSeq, a predicted model, not a curated record